This is a messenger RNA of Nyctereutes procyonoides (raccoon dog), 2008 nucleotides long. RefSeq names its product DNA polymerase delta 2, accessory subunit (gene POLD2). NCBI's taxonomy places the organism in Eukaryota, Metazoa, Chordata, Mammalia, Carnivora, Canidae. Gene Ontology annotation, cellular component: delta DNA polymerase complex. Gene Ontology annotation, biological process: DNA strand elongation involved in DNA replication; DNA replication. Gene Ontology annotation, molecular function: DNA binding. The transcript is spliced from 11 exons. The coding region runs from base 24 to 1730 and encodes 568 amino acids. The record is from RefSeq and is a predicted model, not a curated record.
GCACCGGAAGCGGCGCGCCGGCAAUGACGCGGCUGCGACUGCGAGCGAGCGGGGGCAGCGCGGUGCGGACGGGGACAGAGACCCGGGUGCGGGCCGAGGCGCAGCCCGUCCGCUUCCCUAACACGAACCCUAACCCUAAGCGCUCCUCCGCCGCGCGGGAUCGCAGUCCCGGCCCGGCCUCCGCGGGCGGACAGAAGGCACAGGUCUCCGACGGUCGGGCGCGCGAGUCCCGCGUAGGCCGGGAAAGCCCGGGGCGCGCGCGGUCGGGAGGCGAGGCGGGAGGAGGGGCGCGGAGGGAUCUGGACACCUCAAGCACGGCCAUGUUUUCUGAGCAGGCUGCCCAGAGGGCCCACACACUACUGUCCCCACCAUCAGCCAGCAAUGCCACCUUUGCCCGCGUGCCUGUAUCCACGUACAACAACUCCUCUCAGCCCUUCAGGCUGGGAGAACGCAGCUUUAGCCGGCAGUACGCCCACAUUUAUGCCACCCGUCUCCUCCAGAUGAGGCCCUUCCUGGUGAGCCGGGCCCAGCAGCACUGGGGUGAUGGAGUCCAAAUAAAGAAGCUAUGUGAGCUGCAGCCUGGGGAGAAAUGCUGUGUGGUGGGGACCCUCUUCAAGGCCAUGCCACUUCAGCCAUCCAUCCUCCGGGAGAUCAGUGAAGAGCACAACCUGCUGCCGCAGCCUCCUCGGAGCAAGUAUAUCCAUCCCGACGACCAGCUGGUCUUGGAAGAUGAACUACAGCGCAUUAAGCUGGAAGGCAGCAUUGACGCCUCAAAGCUGGUCACAGGGACAGUGCUGGCUGUGCUUGGCUCUGUGAGAGACAGCGGGAAGUUCCUGGUGGAGGACCAUUGCUUUGCAGAGCUUGCUCCUCAGAAGCCCGCACCCACCCUGGACACAGACAGGUUUGUGCUGCUGGUGUCUGGCCUGGGCCUGGGCGGAGGCGGGGGUGAGAGCCUGCUGGGCACCCAGCUGCUGGUGGACGUGGUGACAGGGCAGCUUGGGGACGAGGGAGAGCAGUGUAGCGCCGCCCAUGUGUCCCGGGUCAUCCUCGCCGGGAACCUCCUGAGCCACAAUACCCAGAGCAGAGAUUCCAUCAACAAGGCCAAGUACUUAACCAAGAAAACCCAGGCAGCCAGCGUGGAGGCGGUCAAAAUGCUGGAUGAGAUCCUCCUGCAACUGAGUGCGUCGGUACCCGUGGACGUGAUGCCAGGCGAAUUUGACCCAACCAACUACACACUCCCUCAGCAGCCCCUGCACCCCUGCAUGUUCCCACUGGCCACUGCCUAUUCCACCCUCCAGCUGGUCACCAAUCCCUACCAAGCCACCAUCGAUGGAGUCAGAUUCCUAGGGACAUCGGGACAAAACGUGAGUGACAUUUUCCGGUACAGUAGCAUGGAGGAUCACUUGGAGAUCCUGGAGUGGACCCUGCGCAUCCGUCACAUCAGCCCUACAGCCCCUGACACACUAGGUUGCUACCCCUUCUAUAAGAACGACCCGUUCAUCUUUCUGGACUGCCCUCACGUCUACUUUUGUGGGAACACCCCCCAGUUUGGCUCUAAAAUUUUCCGAGGCCCAGAGGACCAGAGGGUGCUGUUGGUGGCUGUCCCAGACUUCAGCACCACACAGACUGCCUGCCUUGUGAAUCUGCGCAGCUUGGCCUGCCAGCCCAUCAGUUUCUCAGGCUUCGGGGCAGAGGACGAGGACCUAGGGGGCUUGGGUCUGAGCCCCUGACUCACUGAGACCGUGCAACGGUCUGAGGGGGCAUUUGUUUUAUAACAAAAGCCUGAAAAAAAAAAAAAAAAAAGCCUGAUCAGAGCCCCUGGGUGGCUCAGUGGAUUGAGCAUCCAACUCUUGAUUUCAGCUCAGGCUGUGAUCUCAGGGUUGUGGGAUCCAGCCCAAGGACAGGCUCCGAGCUCAGUGGGGAGGCUGCUUGAGAUUCUCUCUCUCUCCCUCUCCCCCUGCUCACUCUCUCUCUAAAAUAAAAUCUUAAAAAAAAAAAAAAGAAAAAG